Molecule: messenger RNA, 2265 nt
Organism: Cadophora gregata
Lineage: Eukaryota; Fungi; Ascomycota; Leotiomycetes; Helotiales; Ploettnerulaceae
Exons: 3
Coding region: 1-2265 (754 amino acids)
Molecular function (GO): ATP hydrolysis activity; ATP binding
Source: RefSeq, a predicted model, not a curated record
AUGGAGUCUGAAAUCAAGUCUCUGCUCCCCGGAAUCGAUCCGAUUCUCUCAGAGUAUUCCGUGGGAUACCUAACACACUCUGCCAACGCCUAUGUGCCCGAUGACUCUACAGCAGUGUCGCCUCUUGCUGAGGCUGCUACAUCUAUAACAGAGCUCUUGGUAUCAGCAUCAGGCGAUCCCUCACCAGAGAGUGAGGCCAAAAUCAGCCAGAUCGUGCAGAAAUGGGUGGACACAUUCACCGCCUCUCAAGCAGCAAGUGGUAAACGGACUCAGGUAUCGUCAGCUGCAAGACGGCUGGACCAGGCCAUUCAAGUUGGAGCCCAAAGAGGGAUGUCAUCUACCCUAGGACUCUCAACUGGAGGCGUUGAUCUUGAAUCAGCGAACACGAGAAAAUUGGAGUCAAAGGUUGACAAGAAGAAGUUAGAGAAGGCUGAAAGGAAGAUUGCCGCUAAGCAGAGCAAGAAAGUAUUCAAGAACGUCGAGUACGAGGCCUCGAAACUCAUCAAUCAAACUGAUGAUGCCUUGUCUUAUGAAGAGUUCUUCAUGGCUGUCAAUCCUCUGCAGCUUGGAUCAAAUGCCAUGGGCCAAGCCAAGAGCAAGGACAUCAAGUUGGAUUCCAUCGAUGUUUCUAUUGGAGGCUUGAGAAUCUUGACGGAUACAAACUUGACCUUAGCCUAUGGACGCAGAUAUGGUUUGGUUGGUCAGAACGGUAUCGGUAAAUCUACGCUGCUCAGAGCUCUUGCCCGAAGAGAGUUGGCAAUUCCUACUCAUAUUUCCAUUCUCCACGUGGAGCAAGAGAUAUCUGGAGACGAUACACCAGCAUUACAAGCUGUGUUAGACGCAGACGUAUGGCGGAAGCAUUUGCUUGCAGAGCAAGUUAAAAUAAGCAAGCAAUUAGCAGAUAUCGAGGCAGAGCGAUCUUCGAUGGCUGACACAUCCGUGGAUGCUGAAAGACUUGAUCGUGAGCGAGAAGGCCUGGAUCAGACUUUGGGAGACGUCCAGGGCAAGCUAGCCGAAAUGGAGUCUGACAAAGCUGAGUCUCGAGCUGCAACCAUCCUGGCUGGUCUUGGAUUUUCUCCAGAGCGACAACAAUUCGCUACUAAGACAUUCUCUGGUGGUUGGCGUAUGCGAUUGGCCCUUGCAAGGGCUCUUUUCUGCGAACCGGAUCUUCUACUUCUUGACGAACCGUCCAAUAUGUUGGACGUCCCAUCCAUCACUUUCCUCGCCAACUACCUUCAAGGUUACCCAAGUACUGUACUCGUAGUUUCUCACGACAGAGCCUUCUUGAACGAAGUCGCAACAGAUAUUGUACACCAGCACUCCGAACGUUUGGAUUACUACAAGGGCGCCAAUUUCGAGUCCUUUUACGCUACCAAGGAGGAAAGACGGAAGACAGCCAAAAGAGAGUACGAGACUCAAAUGGCACAGCGUGCACAUCUCCAAGCAUUCAUCGACAAAUUCAGGUACAAUGCUGCGAAGUCAUCUGAAGCUCAAUCUAGAAUCAAGAAGCUUGAGAAGAUGCCAGUCCUCGAAGCACCUGAGAGCGAGUACACCGUCCAUUUCAAGUUCCCUGAUGUUGAAAAGCUAUCCCCUCCUAUUGUCCAAAUGACCGAUGUCAGCUUCGGCUACACGAAAGACAAGCCGCUCCUAAGGAAUGUGGAUCUGGAUGUCCAACUCGACUCUCGGAUCGGUAUCGUUGGACCCAACGGUGCUGGUAAAACAACUGUAUUAAAGCUUCUCAUUGGCAAAUUGACGCCUACCCAAGGUCUUAUCUCCCAAAAUCCUCGACUUCGGAUUGGUUUCUUUGCUCAACAUCACGUUGAUGCGCUCGACCUGACCACCAGCGCCGUAGGUUUCAUGGCCAAGAACUACCCCGGAAAGCAAGAUGAAGAAUACCGUCGACACCUUGGAGCCUUUGGUAUUACUGGCAUGACUGGUCUCCAGAAGAUGGAACUCUUGUCUGGAGGUCAAAAGUCUCGUGUCGCAUUCGCAUGUCUGUCUCUCACCAAUCCUCAUAUCCUUGUACUUGACGAACCUUCCAACCAUUUGGAUAUCGAGGCCAUGGACGCACUGAGUACGGCACUGAGGCAAUUCCAAGGUGGAGUUCUGAUGGUUAGUCACGAUGUCACUAUGUUACAAACUGUCUGUACCAGUCUUUGGGUUUGUGAUGGCGGAACUGUGGAGAAGUUCCCAGGAGAUGUGCAGGCGUACAAAAAGAGAAUCACAGCUCAGGCCGAUGCAAGUGGUGUAGUUGCAGCCCACUGA